This is a messenger RNA of Mycena citricolor, 941 nucleotides long. The record is from the annotation of a GenBank genome assembly. Lineage: Eukaryota; Fungi; Basidiomycota; Agaricomycetes; Agaricales; Mycenaceae.
GCUCGCACCGUCCCCCAGAUCUGGAGUUCCCGAUGUUCCAGUGCCCUUGCAUUUCCACAGACUGGGACGGUGUGGAUGUCUUGACAAUCUCUCCUGCUACAAUGCCGUGCUGGAGCUUUCGCUUGGGCUCCGCAACGCGACCGAUGUUCUCGCUCGCUCAUCGAACCACAGCGGAGACCAAGGCUGUGCGUUAACCGUGUGUAUUUCGGAAAUGGACGAUAUGCUCAAGAACUCGCUGCUCGGCGAUAACCCUUCACCGAUGGUUGAACAGCAGUAUGAUCCCCUCUACUAUGAUCGCUCGAUGAUUGAUCCCAGCAAUUCGUUGGGAUGGGACCACUUUACGAACGAGGAUUUUAUGUCUUGGUCACAAGGAGGCUCGUUUAGUGGUGGUAGAUAGAGAGCACCCGUUUCAUGUUUUCAUACAGCAGAUCUAGAUAGAUUGAGCAGUUUUUGAUUGCUUUGAGCAUUUGUUUAUGCGUACUUCAAUUGCCUGAUUAGGAAUAUUGAUGGGCAUGUGUCACGCGGCCUCAAUACUAGGUUUCGAACGAUGGCUAAAGGACACAGAGACUUGAUAGCUGGUUAGUUCUGGCGUGCCGAGAUUUUUCAACCUGGGUUGAAUAUCACAAAUAUCGUGACCAAGCAAAUAUCAACAAGGGGCAAAGACUCCGAACGAGCAAAAGUUACCCAGUCUACAGGCGGCGCGGCCGCCUUGCCCGAACCCGCAACCAGCUUCGACAUGCGGGUAGAUCAAUGUGCUCCGAGCGCAGGAUUCGGACUUUCAUCAUUCACAGUACGGCCAUUGGUCGGAAGCAACGUCCGGUUCGGUGAAAUGUGAAAUGGAACUCCAUUGAGAUGGCUCCAACACACAGGCGGUGUUGUUCCCGCUUGCCUGUCUCUCUCUUACAGAUCUUCCCGUCCCGUGAUAUCUGCUUUGGCUGUUG